AUGAAUAAAAUGGAGAUCUGUGAUUCUGAAUUUGAUGUCAACAUUCUCGAGGAUGCUACCCGAAACCCUAACGUAGAAUUGACAUUUCCUCUUCCCACAGACAUAGAAACGAUAGUAGAAUUAGAGGGAAAUGAAAAAGUAGCUCGCAGCUGGGGAAUGUUGAAUAACUUGUUCAGUUUUUUCAGCGGUGGAAACAUUAAAUUUGAUGAAAUCUACAAGGACAAUGAAUACAAAUACUCAAUCAAUAAACAAACAAGUACAUUUAAUAAGAAAAUGGUAGCUUAUAUGGACGAUCAGCUCGAGAGAUCAGAUAAAAUGUUGGACGAUAUAGUUGUCGAAUUGAUUGAGAGAGAAUUACGCAUGAAUUUAAUCAAAUCGCUGGACUUUGAAAAGAGAGUUCGUGAGGUAAAGGGGUUUAUGGUUGACUACUUCAAAAAGCAGAAUGCUAUCGACAUGCCCCGAUAUAAGUCGCGUGAUUUUGUCCGGCUAUGUUACUUAACCGUUAUCAAACUCAUGCUGAAGAUGUUUCCACAUGGUGUUUGGGUUACUAGAUCUGAUUUCAGUAACCUUUUUAAGAAAUAUUUAGAGAACCCCAUGUCCAUUAUUUUUUUGCCUAACCAUCAAUCACAUGUUGAUUAUAUCAUUUUGCAUUUGAUAGCGAUUAGAUUCGAAAUAUCAAUCCCUACGGUCAUAGCAGGUGAAAACUUGAACGUGGCGGUGUUUGGAAAUAUUUUGAAAGGCUUGGGUGCAAUAUUUAUUAAAAGAUCUUUCAAUAAUGAGCUUUAUACUGAGAGAAAUUUAUCAAAUAUCAUCGAAUUCUUUUUGACUAAUAGGGUUCAUUUAGAGGUAUUUAUUGAGGGAACCAGGUCUCGAGAUGGAAAAUUACUAUUACCGAAGUACGGCAUCUUGAAAACUUUGACUAGUAUAUAUUUGAAGCAACUAAAUGAGGACAAGUCAUCGACAUUUGAUAUGUUAUUUCAGCCAGUGUCCAUUACGUACGAAAGGACUUAUGAGGCUGAUGGAUAUUUAAAUGAGUUAGUUGGAAAGAACAAAAAACAAGAGAGUUUCAUUGGAAUCAUUAAGAAUGGUGUUAAGAAUUUGACAAAAGCGGACGAAUUCCACGAUCACAAAUAUUUUAGGAGGAUUGCGAAUUCAGAAGGAGAAUAUGAUACUUCAAAUAUUGCAUUGAGUGGUAAGAUAUUUGUCAAAUUGGGACUGUCCUUUCAUUUUUCGAAUUUUAUUAAUGAUCCCAAAAACUUAAUUGAUCAAGACUCUGUCGCUGAUAUUGCGAGCACAGUAGAAAGCUAUGGCUCAACAGUUAAUUUGAAGAAGUUGGGAUUUAAAAUUUUCCAUGAAAUUAAUAAUGUCAGCUACUUGCCCCCGAUAUCUAUAGUUGGGAGUUCGAUUCAAGCAUACUACUAUUUCCAAAAUAAAAGUGUUUUUCCUGUCACUGAUCUUGUUCCCAUAUUCAAACUUCUUGUCUCAACAUACAGAGAAGAAAGUGGAUUCAAUGAAUCGAAUACGAACUUCAAGCUUUUGAAUGGUUUAUCAAAUUUGUCAACCCCUGAAGUUGUGGAAUUGUUCAAGAACCAAAUUCCUCAAUUUUUCAGAUACAUUAAGAUUAACUUAAACACAGGGAUAAUUACCGUAGAAAAUUCUAUUGAGUUGUUAUUUUACAAAAACUUGACAAUUCACUUAGUUAUUCAUAAGUGUUUAUUUUGCUUCAUUGCAUUAGGCUUGAAGGAAGAUAGGUUGAAAACCGUGAAAAAUGUUCAUAAAUUAAUUUAUGUCUUCACUGGUUUCUUGAAACAUGAAUUUUUGUUUGAUUAUAACUACAAUGAAAGAAGUCAAGUAACUUUUCUUUUCAAGGAUUUAAUUGAAAAAAAGAAAAUUAAGGUCAAUAACGGUAAAUACGAAGUUAUCGAUAAGGAUUACUUUGCUAUAUUUGCCGAAGCUGUUAAGCCGUUUGUUGAAUCAUACCUGAUCUGUAUUGAAAACUUAACAAGCUUAGUCAAGGAACAUGUACCAACAACUGCAGAUGAUCUGGUGAAUGGCUCAGAUAUAUAUCCAACUACAAAGACGUUAUUAAAAAAGAUUCAACAAUCUAGCAAAAACUACUAUCAUGUGGAAGCAAUCAACAAGCAAUAUCUUCUCAGCUGUUUGUACUACUUGAACAAUCUUAGGCUAAUUAAUAUCUUCAAGAACAAAGCCAAGACAAAAGCUUACGUCAGAGUGUUGCACCCUGCAAAUCUUGCUUUUGUGUAUAGAUUCUUGAGUACUUUGUUUUCCGAAGAUCAGAAGUUCUUGGACGACACAACGGUAAACUAUAUGAUUGAUAUUAUUGAUAAAACAUUUUUAGAAGGCGACGGUAUUCCGGUUAAAGCCAGGUUAUAG
Messenger RNA from Priceomyces carsonii, 2394 nucleotides. RefSeq lists its product as uncharacterized. Lineage: Eukaryota; Fungi; Ascomycota; Pichiomycetes; Serinales; Debaryomycetaceae. The coding region runs from base 1 to 2394 and encodes 797 amino acids. Gene Ontology annotation, cellular component: mitochondrial membrane. Gene Ontology annotation, biological process: glycerol-3-phosphate metabolic process; triglyceride biosynthetic process; phospholipid biosynthetic process. The transcript has a single exon. The record is from RefSeq and is a predicted model, not a curated record. Gene Ontology annotation, molecular function: glycerol-3-phosphate O-acyltransferase activity.